AUGUAUCGCACACAAGCCAUCCGCAUUGCCCGUCUUUCUUUAACUUCUACUCGCGCAUAUGCAACCCCACCUCCGCCACCCGCAGGUCAGCCUGCCCCAAAUCCCAUGCCUCCCAAAUCAGACAACACCUUGAUGUACACCGCCCUGGGCCUGGCCGCCGCUGGAGGUGCUUACAUGUAUUUCAAAAACCCAGACGAGGUCAACGACCUCAAGGCAAAGGCAAAGCAAGACGAAGAGAUCCUCAAGCACAAGAGUAAAGACGCCCUCGAGGACGCCAAAGCUCGCGCAAACGAGUCCUAUCAACGGGGAGAGGCAAAGGUCGACAGACUCAAGGCCGAGGGAAAGGAGAACAUCGACUCGUUCCGUAGUUCUGUUACAGAUACACGCGGGAGAAGCAUAGGGGAAGACCUCGAGGCCAAACUAAACUCGGCCAAGGGUGCUACCCAGGAUAGCUUGACACGAGCGCGUGAAUCGACUGAAAAACUGUACGAUGACGCCCGCACUACCACCAAGGACGGUUUGACAAGAGCCCGCGAUUCAACAGAGCAUCUCUACAACGAUGCUCGUGCCACUGCUGAACAAAAGGCUGCCGACGCCCGUCAAGAGGCUGAGAAAAAGUCUGAACAGGCAAAGGCUGGUUGGUCCAAUUGGUUGGGGUGGGGAAAAUCCGAAGUCGAGGCCGGUGCGAAUAAAGUAGAGAACGAGAGCGAUCGUUUGAAGAGAGAAGCCGCACAAAAGGUUGCCAAUGCUGCUGGUGACGUGAAGAGAAGAGCUGAGAAGCACACCUGA
Messenger RNA from Psilocybe cubensis, 789 nucleotides. RefSeq lists its product as uncharacterized. The coding region runs from base 1 to 789 and encodes 262 amino acids. The transcript is spliced from 3 exons. Lineage: Eukaryota; Fungi; Basidiomycota; Agaricomycetes; Agaricales; Agrocybaceae. The record is from RefSeq and is a predicted model, not a curated record.